Messenger RNA from Penicillium canariense, 1398 nucleotides. Its product is annotated as putative inositol 5-phosphatase. NCBI's taxonomy places the organism in Eukaryota, Fungi, Ascomycota, Eurotiomycetes, Eurotiales, Aspergillaceae. Gene Ontology annotation, biological process: phosphatidylinositol dephosphorylation. Gene Ontology annotation, molecular function: phosphatidylinositol-4,5-bisphosphate 5-phosphatase activity. The transcript has a single exon. The record is from RefSeq and is a predicted model, not a curated record. Bases 1 to 1398 code for a protein of 465 amino acids.
AUGGAGGAACUAAAUCUCUACAUUCUCACAUCCAACUGUGCGCGGAAUCUCAUCGAUGUCAAGCUUGUGGCAGCCCACCUCUUCGAUGUACUUCCUGCCUCUGCCCCAGCGCCAGAGCUGAUCGUGCUCUCAUUGCAAGAGCUAGCUCCGAUUGCAUACUCCUUUCUGGGGGGCUCAUAUCUCCUUCCCUACUUUAACGCUUUUGUCAAUGCAAUCAAGCUAGCGACCGCCAAGCGAUGGAAUGAAUCUUAUGUCAACCUGGUCAAGGACCACACCGGUAUGACAGGGUUAAUGGUCUUUGCGCGCGCGGACAUUACGAAUAGAAUAUCCUGGAUCGACACCGCGCAUGUCGGCUUCGGAGUGCAAGAGAUGGGGAACAAGGGUGCUGUCGGAGCACGGCUGGGUUACGUGGUUGAGGGCCGGUCGUCUAAGACGGUGGAUUUAACGUUCGUCGCGGCUCAUCUGGCGCCGAUGGAGAAUGCGUUGGCGCAGAGAAAUCUGGAUUGGCAGAGUAUAGUUGAGCGGCUGGUUUUCUCGCAUGGAGAGACACCACCCAAGGUCUCUGACGAGAGCAGCGAGGGCACAGACGAAAACACCGCGCUUCUAAAUGACCACACAUCGUCGCAUUACUCCGAAGGCAAGCGGCGCGAUCUCUUCGCGCCCGACUCAUAUCUCUUCCUCGCCGGAGACCUCAACUACAGAACAUCUGACAUGAGCCCGCUCAAAGACGAUGUCCUGCGCUUCCCAAAGCGCAACGUCGACCCCAGCAACCCCUCCCAUUACUCUCACCUCCUCAAGCAAGACCAACUCAUGCGCGAGAUGCGCUCCGGCAAGGCCUUCCACGGCCUUUCCGAAGCCCCCAUCGACUUCCCGCCAACAUAUAAGUACUCUAAUGCAGCACGACACGCCGCCCGAGACGCCCUAGAGAACGGUGCGCCAGGCACAGACUGGAAAUGGUCUGCGCACCGCUGGCCCAGCUGGUGCGACCGCAUCCUGUACCUGGACCACCCAUCAGCAUCACGAGGCGAAGGCGACGGAGCUGCGCAAAGCACUGUCCAACCCCGCGUGUACAAUGCUCUCCCGCUCUUCCCUCACUCCGACCACCGCCCCGUCGCGCUAGCCGUGGCCGUGCCUCUGAGACCCGCGUCGGCGCCCGCAGCCGCGGACGCGGAGCCCACAGCUGGCGAUUCGAUCGGCAGCACCAUCACUAGGGUCAUGGCUCCAUUUGCGAUCGAUUCUAGCUGGCGGUCUCGGCGGGAGGCAGCGCGGCGGAAGGAGGUUGUUGUGGGUGUGCUGGCGUACCUGGGGCUGACUUGGGAGGGGAAUGGGAUGGUGUUUGCGGCGGUGGUCGGGCUUGUGGGAGCAUGGGUGGUGCUGCGGUCGAUGUGGGAAGUAUGA